Molecule: messenger RNA, 1583 nt
Organism: Prorocentrum cordatum
Lineage: Eukaryota; Dinophyceae; Prorocentrales; Prorocentraceae
Source: the annotation of a GenBank genome assembly
CUCGGCCAGCGCCCGCGCCAGUGGGCGCAGCAGGAGCCGCGAGCGCAGCGGCCGUCGGCCCCGCGGCGCCGCGAGCGCCCCCAGGCGCCGGGGGAGCUCGGGCGCGGCGGCGUCCAGGGCGCCUGGCGAGGGGGCAGCAGCGAGGGAGCCCCAGGUGGGCAACAGCGCAUCGAGCUGGGACGUUCGGCCAGCCAUGGGGGAGGCGCGGCAGGAGCAGCUGCUCGCGUCGUCGCGCACGGGGUUCGUGAAUCCCAAGAAGUCCCGCGAGGUCUACCUCGGGAACCUGGAGAGGACGAUCACGGUGGAGAGGGUCCGCCGAGCUCUGCUCACGCUCUUCAGCGAGCUGCCGGCGUACGUGGCCACGUACCCCGACAUCUCCAGCCCCCUAGUCCACAUCACGCUGCACGUCGCUGGGAUGGGCGCGUAUGCCUUCGCGGAGUUCUUCGACAGCAGGCUGGCGAGCACCGCGAUCCAGUUCAGCGGUCUCACGCUGCACGGCAAGGUGCUGAGCGUCAGGCGGCCCCAGGGCUACGUGGUCCCACCGCAGGGGGAGGCGGCACCGCUGGACGUGGGACCUCUGCGCGUGCGGGGCCUGCUGCCCGCAGCACCGUCCAACGCGGUCUCUGUGGCGAACGACGGUAAGCAGCGCGAGCUGUUCUUUGGCAACCUGCCCCCCGGCAAGGUCACCGCCGAGGUGAUCUUGAGGCUGGUCAAUCCCGUCCUCGAGAAGCUUCCAGAAUGGCGGCCGCAGGAGGGAAACCCGAUCACGAACAUCGACAUGGUCCCAAAUGGCACGUACGCCUUCGUUCAGUUCCAGAGCGUCAGGCUGGCGUGCAAGGUGAUAGAGAUCUUCGACGGCCAGGAGCUGUUCGGAAACAGGAUGAGGGUGAGGCACACCGAGAAGGGCUUGCCGGCAUGGCACGCGAGCACCCGCGGCCCCAUCGCAGUGGUGCAGCCAGCGCGGGCCGAGGUGACGCAGGCGGCGGCGGCCCAGGGCGGCGCUGUCCUGGCAGCGCCGUUCACAAUGCCACCGCCGCCGCCUGGUGGGCCGCCGCCCGUGUCCCCGAGGCCGCCCGUGCCCCAGGCGCCCCCCGCGCCGCCCGAGGUGCAGUGGCUCGGGGAGCAGCAGCUGCUGCAGCAGUCGCUCGCUCUCGCGGCCCCAGCCGCCGGGCCCCCCGCGCCGGCGGCGCCGCCGGCGGCGGCGGCGGCGCCGACCGCAGAGGCGGCGGCGAGGGAGGCGAAGGACGGCGGCAUGCUGAUGUGAAGCGCCGCCGCGGGCCGCACCCGCCGAAGAGCGCCGUUGGGAUUUGAUGAUCGACAUGGGUGAGGAGGAGACAGGAAGGGGCCCGGGGCAGCUAGCACCAGCGCGCAGACUGUAGUUCUGCGCACCCGCGCGCGCGCCAGCACCAGGGGGUGCUGAGCGGGCGCGCUAUCGCCAGGGGGUGCGGCUCGAGAAUGUUUUCAGACCAGCGCGGUGCCGGAGGGAUGCGCGCGGCGUUGACAUGAUCAUCCAGUCGUGGAUCAGUUGUUGCAUCACCCUCCACCGCGCGUGCGGCCCUCUUUCUCCCGAACCUCAUCCCGCU